This is a messenger RNA of Camellia sinensis, 1794 nucleotides long. Its product is annotated as Cysteine proteinases superfamily protein. Gene Ontology annotation, molecular function: cysteine-type peptidase activity. Gene Ontology annotation, biological process: proteolysis. The record is from RefSeq and is a predicted model, not a curated record. NCBI's taxonomy places the organism in Eukaryota, Viridiplantae, Streptophyta, Magnoliopsida, Ericales, Theaceae.
GUUUUUUCAUACAUUGUAACGUUUUUUCAUAAUUAAGGGGAUCAAUAACGUUUUUUCAUACAUUGUAACGCAGGAGGGGAGAAGUAGGCAUUUUGCCUAUUGAAGUUGGAUUUCGAAGCUCCAACGCGCUCUGCAACUGAGGAGGCAUUUUGCCAAUUCUCGUUUUGGCUCCUCCACAUGUAGCCAGCGUCCUUAGCUAGGCAAAGCACUCUUCCCGCCAUUGUGUUGGCCUCCAUCGCUGCUUGUUCCUUCUCUGUUCCAGCCCAUUGAUGAUCACAGAGUUGCACACAAAGAAACAAUCACAGAGAGAGAGACAGAUAUGAAGGUUCAGAGUCGUACUCGUAGUCGUACUACAUACAGUAGAACAAGGAAGAAGAGGACUCCCAAAGGGAAAACUGAUUCUGUUGAUAUAUCCUCCGACCAUUCAGCAGAGGUUUGUGGAGAUCAAAUUGUGAAGCUUCAUUCAUGUCAGCCACAUAUUGCUGUGCACCCACAGGAAAAUCAGAUGGGAAAAAGUGUUGAAGAAGCUGAAGAUAAAAGGAGUGAGGAACUAGUUCUUCCGUAUUUGCAAGGUGGCUUUCCACGUCGCCAACGAUCAAAGAGGGGAGUAAACCACAAGAAUGUAUCCAAAGUUCAAAAUGCCGACUUUGACGGAGGCCAAAUUACAAAAGACAUUGCAAGUCAGCCACAAUUUGCAGCACGUCGGCCUGCACGUAAAAAGAGAAAACCUAAUAAAAAAGAUGAAGUGACAAGUGGCCCUGCAGUAGUUUACCGAUCUUCAGGUCGUGAACGGUCAAAGAGAAGAGUUGACUGUGAGAAAGGAAUCACCCCACAGCAAGGAAAGUUGGACACCAAUACGUUUGAAUGCUAUUUGGAGAGUUUAUGGAGGAGCUUUGGGAAUGAGAAGCGGAAUUUAUUUACGUAUCUUGAUUGCUUGUGGUUUUCCUUGUACACAAAAGAAUCUUCCAAAGCAAACGUGUUGAAUUGGAUUAAGAAGAAGCACAUUUUCUCGAAAAAAUAUGUCUUUGUUCCCAUUGUCCGGUGGUGUCACUGGAGCCUUUUAAUCUUCUGUCACUUUGGUGAAAGUCUGGAAUCAAAAAGUAGAACUCCAUGCAUGUUGUUGCUGGACUCACUGCAAAUGGCAAACCCAAAGCGGCUUGAACCUGGGAUAAGGAAGUUUGUGUUGGACAUAUACAAAUCAGAGGAGAGGCCAGAGAACAAACAGCAAAUUAAUCGAAUUCCUUUAAAAGUCCCGAAGGUGCCGCAGCAGAGAAAUGGUGAGGAGUGUGGCAAUUUUGUUCUUUACUACAUAAACCUAUUUAUAGAGAGUGCUCCUGAAAAUUUUAGCAUAAAUGAAGGCUACCCUUACUUUAUGAAAGAGGACUGGUUUACUCCUGAAGGCUUGGAGUGCUUCUGCAAAAGACUUGAUUCAUUUUGCGAGUGAAUUCUUUUUGUUUGGUCAGAUGCUCGUAACAGAGAACCAUAAUCAGUAGUGAUAUGGAUAGAUACAAAGGAAUGGCAUGAUCAUUUUCUCUGUAGGCUACAUGUUGAUGGCGGAAGAUGAAAAUUAAGUGCUAUGUUAUGUAGGUUGAUGGUGUUUUUUGUGGAAAGAUCAAAUGAGAGAUGAAAUGGAAUCAACAUUAGUAGUACUCCCUUGAAAAAUUUCUGAAGAACCAUGUUCUAUAUUUUCUUUUGGCUUUUAGUGGCAAUUUUUUAAAUCCAUGUACAUUGCAAUGGAAUUGCAACUGAAUUUAUUCGAGAUGCUUCAAUUUUAUACCGAUGUUGGAGUUCAAA